UGAAGGUGUGUAGUAAUGGCAGACAGUGUGGAAUCGGCCCCAGCGGCAGCAAAUCCUUCGCAGGCUAUACAAAAGAAGGCCAAGGCUUCUGCGAAGAAACCUCGUACGAAACCAGUGCAUCCACCUACGUCUGAAAUGGUAGGAAAUGCUAUCAGGAGCUUGAAAGAAAGAAGUGGGUCCUCAUUGCAGGCGAUCAAGAAGUACAUAACGGCGACCUACAAAGUUGAUUCCGAGAAGUUGUCUCCGUUUAUUAAGAAGUACCUGAAAACUGCAGUUGCUUCUGGUGAAUUGGUGCAGACUAAGGGCAAGGGAGCGUCUGGGUCGUUCAGGCUCGCAGCCGCCAAGCCAGAGAAGGCUGCUGUUUCUGUUGCGCCGGCGCGUGGCAGUAAACGUUCCUCAGGACCAAAGGAGAAGAAGAAGCCUGUAAAGUCGAAACCGAAAACUCCCAAGAAGGUGUCAGUGAAAAAAGUUCCGGAGAAGAAGAGGACGUCUCCUGGCAAAGGCAAGAAACUGCCAUCCAAGGCUAAGAAGGUUGCCAAGGUGCCAACGAAGAAGCCCAAGGCUCCGCGACCAAAGACUGCAGCUAAGUCGAAGGCACCGAAAAAAUCUAGCCCUAGGAAGAAGUGAGGUUAUUCAACGGAAGGAUGUAGUUGAGGUACAAUAGGUAA
Messenger RNA from Cryptotermes secundus, 668 nucleotides. Its product is annotated as histone H1B. The record is from RefSeq and is a predicted model, not a curated record. Gene Ontology annotation, cellular component: nucleus; nucleosome. Bases 16 to 627 code for a protein of 203 amino acids. The transcript has a single exon. Gene Ontology annotation, biological process: chromosome condensation; negative regulation of DNA recombination; nucleosome assembly. Gene Ontology annotation, molecular function: nucleosomal DNA binding; structural constituent of chromatin; double-stranded DNA binding. Lineage: Eukaryota; Metazoa; Arthropoda; Insecta; Blattodea; Kalotermitidae.